Messenger RNA from Aedes albopictus (Asian tiger mosquito), 1914 nucleotides. RefSeq lists its product as uncharacterized. NCBI's taxonomy places the organism in Eukaryota, Metazoa, Arthropoda, Insecta, Diptera, Culicidae. The record is from RefSeq and is a predicted model, not a curated record. The transcript has 3 exons. Gene Ontology annotation, biological process: zinc ion transport. Gene Ontology annotation, molecular function: metal ion transmembrane transporter activity. Bases 1 to 510 code for a protein of 169 amino acids.
AUGAAUUAUUCCGUUCUAGGAGAAAAUGAAACAUUUGUCGUUCUUCGAAGCACCACCACAGGAGACGAAGACCAUGGAUAUAAUCCGGAUCAACAGCACAGUGCGGAUGAGCACUCGUCUACAAUUGGCCUGCUGGUGCUAGGACUCAUUAUGAUGAUGUUGGUGGAUCAGAUUUUUUUACCAGUAUCCCUGAAUUCCACCGGCAUCGCGACGCUAUUUUCUGCAGGAACGUUUCUGGACGCGACUACGUUUCACAUACUGCCGGAACUGACUCACAAUACCGGGCGCGGAGGCCAUCGAACCGGCAGCCAUAGUAGAGUGGAAGCUACGUUGCAGAACACCGGACUGGCUCUGCUGAUCUCGAAAGUCCCACUGCCUAUGUUCUGGAUCAUUUUGACAACACCAUCAGAGAGCGGUCAUAGAGCCGCUGACGAACUUAACCCAAAUAUUGCUCAGUUAGUAAAGCCGGUCUUGUUUUGUCGAAGGAAAAGGAAUCGAUUAAUAAAUUAGAUAAUGUACCGUGACAUCAUCUAAUUCCACCCCAAGUUCCAACAUCUUUUCUCGGUUACUAAUUCCAUUUACCUUAUACGUUUUGCUUGGUGUGAACGAAAUUAGGAACCGUAAAAAAGUGAUUAAAAUUAGGUGUUGUCACCGUAUACUAUUUUUUGAAUAAUCUAGGUUUGAGCUUCAUAUAAUAUCGAAUGAACGAAUGUCAGAUAAGUCUUGGAAAUGUGUAAAGUAAAACUACGCACUAUAAAAUAAAUCGUUUUGUUUUAGUUUUUGAACUGAGUUCCUUUUGUUUUGUUUUAUUUGAAUUAGUUUUCAACCAAUUUAGGUAUAUGGUUGCAGGUAAGAUUCUUUGACGUAUGCAAUGGAGUGGUCAAUAUUCGAUUUUUGGUGUUUGUUAUUGUUAAGUCUUGGGCUUGCAAACGGAGAUAUAGUAUAUGUUUUCCAAAAGAAAUAAAUAUCACCUUCGCUCUACAUGGAUUUGUUCUCGAUUUUCUUGUGGAUAAAACAUAUUUCAUUACAAAUUUUGGGAAUCUUCAUCAGAAUUAUUCUGUGCGAUGCGAAGAGUUUUAACUGCUAGAACUGCAACUCUUGGAUAUGGCACGUAUAGAUUUGUUCCUAAAUUAUUCACGUUCAAAGCUGGAUGUCUGUUUGAUUUUCUAAAGCAGUUUACAAAUCUCACUUGUAGCAAAUGAUCUGUUGAAGGUGCCCAGUAAACACCCAACUAACAAUCACUCAUUUAACAAACACCAUUAUGACGAAUUAAUUCAACAUAAUGUUGAAUAACAUUUGAAUUAUCUUCACGUACAACCUAUGUUCGGGUUUUGUUCACACAAAUUUGGAGAAGUUAUAAAGCAUCAUGUUGUGCACCAACUUAAUUUUUUGUUCUUCAAAACGUUUUACAAAUGUACAAGAAAGUUGUUAUUCAGCAUUGGCAAAAAUGACUGAAAAUAAAUGAAAUGCAAAAAUUUUGAACUCUCACGAGAGUUAUUAUUAUUAUUAUUAUGAGAACACUUAUUAUGAAAUAAGAAUUGCAUAUAAAAUUAGCUAAAUCCGGAUUAGAACUCGAGACCUGUCGAUUGCCAGCCGCUUGCCUUCCUAUCUGCGCCAUCCUAGAGAUGGUGAGAUGCAGCGACCAAAGCAAAACAUAAUCUUCCCAUGACUCAAUAAUGAUCACUCCUGAACUUGUGUUCAGCAGUGGUGAAUUAGCACAGCACGUGGUAAUCAACUGAACAACGCCUUAUACUUCAACAGCUGUUCAGCCCAAAACACGUGUUUUCCAUUCUGAUUUCGCUGUCAGUAUUUUUAUCGCACGGUGAGAAAACUUGUAUCGAAUGCGGCCAAAAAGUGUUGGUCAUUAUUGAAGAUAUUGUUUCCAGACGAACUUAUUGCGAUAUGAAUGUUUUU